Sugiyamaella lignohabitans is the source of this 1956-nucleotide messenger RNA. It is a transcript of the gene DPH6, whose product is annotated as Dph6p. Gene Ontology annotation, molecular function: diphthine-ammonia ligase activity. NCBI's taxonomy places the organism in Eukaryota, Fungi, Ascomycota, Dipodascomycetes, Dipodascales, Trichomonascaceae. The transcript has a single exon. The coding region runs from base 1 to 1956 and encodes 651 amino acids. The record is from RefSeq and is a predicted model, not a curated record. Gene Ontology annotation, biological process: protein histidyl modification to diphthamide.
AUGAAAUUUGUAGGCCUUGUAUCGGGCGGUAAAGAUUCAUGCUUUAAUAUAUUACAUUGCAUAAACCUUGGCCACGAGCUAGUUGCUUUAGCUAACUUGUAUCCACCAGCAGAUCAUAGAUCCGAUGAACUGGAUAGUUUCAUGUAUCAGACUGUUGGCUUCCAUGCUGUAGAGUUGUACGGUGAAGCCCUUGGGGUCCCCCUUUACAGAAGUCCAAUCUUAGGCAAAUCAAUCGCUCAAGGCUUAGAUUACUCAGAAACUGCUAAUGAUGAAUCUGAAGACCUAUAUCUUCUACUCCAAAAAGUAAAAAGUGCCCAUCCUGAUGUUCAGGGUGUGUCCGUCGGGGCAAUUUUAUCAACGUAUCAAAGGACCCGAGUGGAAAAUGUCUGUAGCAGACUGGGUUUAGUUAGCCUUGCUUUUCUAUGGCAGAGAUCGCAAGCAGAGCUAUUAGAUGAGAUUAUUGAUUCUGGAGUAGAUGCAAGAAUCAUCAAAACUGCUGGAAUCGGAUUAAACAAAACCCAUUUGGGUAAGAGCUUGGCAGAAAUGAGAGGAGAGCUAAUUAAAUUGAAUAAGAUUUAUGGACUACAUUUGUGUGGUGAGGGUGGAGAGUAUGAAACUCUAGUUUUCAAUGCUCCUAUUUUUCGAAAGAAACUAGUCAUUGUUGAUACAACGAUAGUGGACCAUUCCAGCGAUGAUGUCAGCUACUUGAGGUUAAGAGUGGUGUUAGAACCCAAAUCGGUAGAAGAAAGGGCACAAGAAGCUAAGUACAUAACGACGACACCUCCAUUAUUCGAAACAAAAUUUCAAGACUAUUACGAGGAAAUUUUUGAGGAUGCAAGUCGUAUUUCGGAAGCGCCAGAAUUGGGAGUUAGAGAGAGAACCAGGGUAAUAGAAGAGGUAGUUAUCGAUACCCGAAACCUGCUCUCUGUAUCCAAUAUCACAUCUAAUAGCAAUACACUAGAAGGAGAGGUUGAAGAUGUCUUCACUCACCUGAUUUCUACUCUAAAGGACAAGGACCUUUCUAUUGAUAGUGUAGUCUUUGUAUCACUACUGAUCAGUGAUAUGAGCAAAUUUCAGGAUAUCAACAGAUUAUAUAAUCGAUACUUUGUCAAACCAAAUCCUCCAGCGAGAUUUUGCAUACAGACCACUAUACCCGGUAACAGACAGGUCCAACUAUCAGCUAUUGCAGUUCGACAUGGCAAAAGAGAUGGACUACAUGUUCAGGGACAGAGCUAUUGGGCGCCUGCAAAUAUUGGGCCCUAUUCACAAGCAAUUAGUAGUAAUGGAUUGACUUAUCUUGCUGGGCAGAUUGGUCUUACUCCGGCUACUAUGACCCUAGUGACGGAGCCUUUACAAGAGCUAGUCUUGAGUCUGCAAAACAUUAGUCGAGUUCAAGAGGCAACAUGUAGUGAUCCAGCAUAUGGUGUAGCAUUCGUUUCGCAUUUUGAUUCAAGCUCUGCUGGCUUGGUAGAGAAACUAUGGGAUACCUAUGUUGAGAGCUCGAGUUUUGCUUCUUUAAGCAAACCAGCGCUGCUGGUGGCCGGCGUUCCUGGGCUUCCUCGGAAUGCAUCAUAUGAGUUGACUUGUUUAGGAAUUGAGAAGGCUUAUCAUAUUCAAUAUGUUAAUGAGCAUGAUGAGUUAGAUAGUGAUGAUGACAGUGCCAAAGGUAAACAUGAGCCUUUGUUUGUAUGGCCCCAAGAGUAUUCUGAGGCGACAGUCUUGGGCAUAACUAGAUUUGGUCACAAAACCACCAUCACAACCGCAUCAGACUCACCAAAGGAUUUGACGGAAGUAGCCAAAGAAUCCACAUAUGGAACAUUAAUAUCUGCAACUGUCUAUUCGACGAUCCACUCAGCAGCGGAUAUCGAAUUUCCAUGUGAAAUAAUCCCCACUACAUGGCUUAAUUAUCGUGGAAAGCCUGUUUCAAUCGGGGCUGUGUUCCUUUUUAGCCAUUAA